GCUAACCGUUCCUGACAGAUAAAACUGGUAGCGUUUAAUUUGAAUAAUAUGAAGUUUUGCUGCUUACUCGUUAAUCCCAUUUCGACCAUGGUGGGUUUGUUUUGUGCCGUGCUUCUCCGGUUAUUCGCGUUCUGUUCGAAUAGUGGAACCAACGAGGAGACUCUUGUAUUAGUGCAUGUGUUAUUUCGACAUGGCGAAAGGACCGUGGACCCAUCAACGUUAUAUCCAACUGAUCCUUACAAAGAUGAAAAAUAUUAUCCUUAUGGAGUAGGACAAUUGACUAACGCAGGAAAAAUUACAGAAUACAAAAUCGGCAAAGCUCUACGGAAGCGUUACGACAACUUUCUCGGCAGAGUAUACGAACCAGACCUACUAGAUGCCCAAAGUACUGAUGUCAACAGGACAAAAAUGUCCUUGGAGCUUGUCCUGGCAGGUCUAUUUCCACCUAUUGGAGACCAAAUUUUCGAAACAGGAUUGUAUUGGCAACCUAUUCCGUAUAAUUUUAUCCCAAAAGGUCAAGAUAAUAUUCUCUUAGGUAUUCUCUGUCCUAACUAUGAGAAAUACUAUAACAGAUUAAUGAAAUCAAAGAAGUGGCAACGAGAAUUCUUCGAACGCAGAGAACUUUUCAAUUAUCUCUCUUUUCACAGUGGAUGGAACAUAAGCAAUUAUGGAGAUAUAUUUUACUUGUAUUUUGGUUUAAGAUCCGAAAAAGAAUGGGGGUUUGAGUUGCCGGAGUGGACCAAGCUUGUUUAUCCACAGCCGUUGGAGGACAUGGUGAUAAAGGAAUAUUUUGUGGCUACCAGCACAACGAAUUUGAGGAGACUUGCUACAGGUUAUCACCUAAGAAAAAUCUUAGACGAUACAAAAGCAAAAAUUGAAGGCACUCUAAAACCUCCCAGUAGAAAAAUAUUUUUGUACUCAGCACACGAGUCAAACGUCGCCAACUUUUUAACAACCUUGGACAUAUUUGAGCCGCAAAUACCGCCUUAUGGUUGUUACAUAUUGGUAGAAGUCCACCAAAUAAAUGGCAUUUACGGAAUAAAGAUAUUUUACCAGGACUAUAUUGGAGAUGGCCCGAAGUUGCUCAAGUUAGCAGCUUGUGAAGAAUUCUGCCCUCUAAAUAAAUUUGAAUCUUUAGUGGAAGAAUAUUUACCAGCAGACGAUUUUUGUGGAAGGGAGUAGUUAAUAAGUUUAUUAAGUGAAUCUUUCGGAUACAAAUAUUACAUCUUAUUGUUUUUUCUUUUCUAUAUUAUAUAAGUAGUCUAAAUUAAUAAUGGGUGGUUGAUUCAUUUUGGACAGAUUUUAUUAUUGAAACAUGAGGUACUUCUAAAACCAUAAUAAUAUAUUAUUUUGUCAGGUUUUAUAACAUUUUUUUAACAGUGCCUCAAGAACGGGAAAUGAUAAUUCAGUAGAAAAUGAAAACGCAUUAUUUGGCGAAAUGCACCGAAUUUUUUAUUUACCUAUUCAAUUGUGCAUUUUAUUCCUAUUAAAAGAUAAAAAAAUGAAAAGAA
This is a messenger RNA of Anoplophora glabripennis (Asian longhorned beetle), 1511 nucleotides long. Its product is annotated as venom acid phosphatase Acph-1-like. Gene Ontology annotation, molecular function: phosphatase activity. Gene Ontology annotation, biological process: dephosphorylation. The record is from RefSeq and is a predicted model, not a curated record. The transcript is spliced from 7 exons. Lineage: Eukaryota; Metazoa; Arthropoda; Insecta; Coleoptera; Cerambycidae. Bases 49 to 1182 code for a protein of 377 amino acids.